Messenger RNA from Pyricularia grisea, 183 nucleotides. RefSeq lists its product as uncharacterized. The record is from RefSeq and is a predicted model, not a curated record. Gene Ontology annotation, biological process: protein secretion. The coding region runs from base 1 to 183 and encodes 60 amino acids. The transcript is spliced from 2 exons. Lineage: Eukaryota; Fungi; Ascomycota; Sordariomycetes; Magnaporthales; Pyriculariaceae.
AUGCCUCCUCCUACAUAUAUCAUUUCGAGGGUGGCUGAUCCCAUAUUCGCUGUAUUUAUCGGCGUCUCUGCUGCCGUGACCAGAGUGAAGCGUGAGGAGAAGGAAAAGGGGAGGACCUCGGCUCAGACUAUGGAAGCUUUCAAGAGACGCCUUAGGUAUACUGUCGGCAUGACCAACAACUAA